GGCUUUAGAGUUGUUUUACUUUUUUGUCAUAAAUGACAACUAGUAAUGUCUCGUAUAGACUCAACUUUGACGUACAAAAAAGACUAAUUUGACACUUUACGGUUUUAGAUUCGAUUAAAGAUCAAUAUUACAGUAAAAGUGUCUAUUUUUGACAUUUCUGAUCAUGAGCGACGACAAACUGCAUCCCAGCGCAGGUGAGCCGGGCGCCAGCCGUUACGGUAAUUUCUGUAACUACUAUCAAUUUCAUCCGGCCGAAGUGAGAGUGAAGCAGCUUCCCCUGGACUUGUUUAGCUCGACCGAAAAUGACGGGAAAAAGUUCGUUGCUUUGGACAUAGGAUGCAAUGCUGGGAAUUUAACGGUGGAGCUCUACAAAUGUUUGAGCGAAAAGCUUCCCGAUAAAGAAAUAGCGAUACUGGGCAUCGACCUCGAUCCGACGUUAAUCGAACGUGCACGCGAGCUAAACACACGACCGGAAUCCAUAUCCUUCGAAUGCCUCGACUUCUUUUCCGACGAGCGUGAAAACGUCUUGGCGUCAUUUCUCCGACGGCAUGGAGUCGACGAAUUCGACGCGACCUUUUGCUUCUCCGUGACGAUGUGGAUCCACCUGAAUCACGGCGACGCCGGUCUCGAGCGAUUUCUCCGCGACGUGGCGCGCCGCAGCCGCACGAUCCUGAUCGAGCCGCAGCCCUGGAAGUGCUAUCGCAACGCCGCGCGACGACUGAAACGAGCCCAGGCCGGCGAUUUUCCGCUGCUCCAAGGGCUCAAAUUGAGGGGCGACAUGGUCGAGCACGUCGAGCGAAUAUUGACGCUCGAGUGCGCGUGCGAGCGACUUCACGUCAGCGAGGAGAACGACUGGCAAAGAAAGCUGCUGCUUUACAAGAGGAGCCGAUGACGAUAAAGGAUGCUGCAAAUUGUAAAUUAAUUAAGAGUAUGGCUAGCACUAAGCA
Messenger RNA from Trichogramma pretiosum, 947 nucleotides. Its product is annotated as pre-miRNA 5'-monophosphate methyltransferase. Gene Ontology annotation, molecular function: RNA methyltransferase activity; O-methyltransferase activity. Gene Ontology annotation, biological process: negative regulation of pre-miRNA processing; miRNA metabolic process. Gene Ontology annotation, cellular component: cytoplasm. The transcript is spliced from 4 exons. The record is from RefSeq and is a predicted model, not a curated record. Lineage: Eukaryota; Metazoa; Arthropoda; Insecta; Hymenoptera; Trichogrammatidae. Bases 164 to 892 code for a protein of 242 amino acids.